UACAGUCCCUGAAGGCAGCAGGCUGCUUCAUAACACCUCAUCUGAAAACCUCACCUGAACUCUGAGGCAGGUUACAGAGAGAGGAAGGAGACAUGGCUGCACUGUUUAAAGCACGGAGAGCUCUGGGUUUGUGUGUCAGUGGAUGUCGGAGCUUCUCUCAGCUGGCGGAGUUACCGGACACUCACCAGCUCCUCAGGCAGACCUGCAGAGACUUCGCCGACAGAGAGCUGACCCCCAUCGCUGCUCAACUAGACCGGGAUCAUUCUUUCCCGGCCCAACAGGUUCAGGAGCUGGGGGCGAUGGGCGUGAUGGCCAUGGAGGUCCCAGAGGAGCUGGGUGGAGCAGGGAUGGACUAUCUGGCGUACAGUCUGGCGAUGGAGGAGAUCAGCAGAGGCUGUGCCAGUACAGGAUGUGUGGUGUCCGUGAACAAUUCGCUCUACAUCGGGCCCAUCCUGAAGUUCGGUUCAGAAGAGCAGAAGGUGGAGUGGAUCACACCGUUCACCACGGGAGAGAAGGUGGGCUGCUUCGCCCUCAGCGAGCCAGGUAACGGCAGUGACGCAGGUGCAGCCUCCACGACAGCCCGUCAGGACGGAGACGAGUGGAUCCUGAAUGGAACCAAAGCCUGGAUCACAAACAGCUGGGACGCCUCGGCCACCGUCGUGUUCGCCACUACAGACAAGAAGCUCAAACACAAGGGUAUCAGCGCCUUCCUGGUCCCGAUGCCCAGCCCGGGUCUCUCUCUGGGGAAGAAGGAGGACAAGCUGGGCAUCAGAGCGACAUCCACGGCUAACAUCAUCCUGGAGGACUGCAGGGUGCCGCUGGGAAACAUGCUGGGUCCACGAGGGGCUGGAUUCAAGAUCGCCAUGCAAACCCUGGACAGUGGGAGGAUCGGCAUCGCGGGUCAGGCUCUCGGUAUCGCUCAGGCCUCUCUGGACUGUGCCGCGGACUACGCACACAAACGCACCGCGUUCGGAGCGCCCAUCGGGAAGAUGCAGGCGGUGCAGUUCAAACUGGCCGACAUGAAUAUGGCGAUAGAGAGCGCUCGUCUCCUCACCUGGAAGGCUGCUCUUCUCAAGGAUGCAAACAAACCCUUCACCAAGGAGGCCGCCAUGGCUAAACUGUCAGCGUCUGAAGCCGCCACGUUCUGCGCCCAUCAGGCGAUCCAGGUUCUGGGUGGGAUGGGUUACGUGUCGGACAUGCCCGCCGAGAGGCACUACCGCGACGCUCGCAUCACUGAGAUCUACGAGGGCACCAGUGAGAUCCAGAGACUGGUGAUCGCCGGCCAGUUACUGAAGGAGUACCAACCAUAGACCAGCUGCUGCAGUGCCUUCACUACAACACGGACAAAUAAUCACAGGAGGGGAAUCAGAUAAGUCGACCCGGGGAGACCGCAUUCAUCAAGAUUUAAAGGAGACGUGGGAUCGGGAGCAGCUUUUAUUCUUUCAGAGACCACGAUACAGAACUUUGACUUUCAGAUGAUUCAACACGUCCAUUACCUCCGUUAUCUCGUGUCUCAGAGGAAAUCAAGAGCUGUGUUUCAGUUUAAAGGGUCAGUCCACCUUUUUUUUAAAGGACAUCUUCUCUUUGUGGUGUCGACCUGUGCCUGGGGAGUCCGUCUGUCUCUUUCUCUCAGAGCGUCAAACCGUCUACAAUCACACAUUGCCAUCCUUGUGUUCUGUCUUUACUGUACUGAAUGUAAUUAAAUUAAUAACUGACAUUUUAACAGAGAAAUGAAAA
Molecule: messenger RNA, 1737 nt
Organism: Notolabrus celidotus (New Zealand spotty)
Lineage: Eukaryota; Metazoa; Chordata; Actinopteri; Labriformes; Labridae
Gene: acads
Product: acyl-CoA dehydrogenase short chain
Exons: 10
Coding region: 93-1310 (405 amino acids)
Biological process (GO): butyrate catabolic process; fatty acid beta-oxidation using acyl-CoA dehydrogenase
Cellular component (GO): mitochondrion
Molecular function (GO): flavin adenine dinucleotide binding
Source: RefSeq, a predicted model, not a curated record